This is a messenger RNA of Penicillium concentricum, 1659 nucleotides long. Its product is annotated as dolichyl-P-Man:Man(6)GlcNAc(2)-PP-dolichol alpha-1,2-mannosyltransferase. Gene Ontology annotation, biological process: protein N-linked glycosylation. NCBI's taxonomy places the organism in Eukaryota, Fungi, Ascomycota, Eurotiomycetes, Eurotiales, Aspergillaceae. Bases 1 to 1659 code for a protein of 552 amino acids. Gene Ontology annotation, cellular component: endoplasmic reticulum membrane. Gene Ontology annotation, molecular function: alpha-1,2-mannosyltransferase activity. The record is from RefSeq and is a predicted model, not a curated record. The transcript is spliced from 5 exons.
AUGGCAGGGAACGAAGAUGCCUCGAGGGAUGCCCAUAAGCCUCGGUCAAAGAAGCAACCCCCACCACCUCCCUUCUACAUUCCCCUCAACAUCACACUCUACCUAUUUCUAGCUGCCAACACUCUCGCCGCAAUAUUCUCUCCAAUUCAAGAUUGCGAUGAGGUGUUCAAUUUCUGGGAACCUGCGCAUUAUCUUCAGCAUGGAUAUGGUCUUCAAACCUGGGAAUAUUCACCGGUUUAUUCUAUCCGGAGCUGGCUCUACGUGGCGCUCCAUGCCACUGUAGGGAAGAUCGGGUCUUUGGUAGUUCACAGCAAGACAGCUGAAUUCUACACGAUUCGCCUAUGUCUUGCAUUCUUGUGUACUGCCUGUCAGACUCGACUAUACUCUGCGAUCUGUCGUACACUCAGCCCCCGCAUCGGUCUCUUUUUUGUGAUGAUCGUCACACUCAGCCCUGGCAUGUUUCAUGCUUCGACUGCCUUUUUGCCCUCUACUUUUACCAUGUAUAUGUCUAUGCUUGGUCUGGCUUCGUUCCUAGAUUGGAAAAAUAGCCGGAAAACAGCGCAGGGCAUCAUGUGGUUUGGGCUGGGGACAAUCGUUGGGUGGCCAUUUGCCGGUGCUCUCAUAGUCCCUUUUUUGGCUGAGGAAGCCAUUGUUGGUAUGAUGUCUGGGUCUUUCGGCUCACUGUUGUACAAUGUCUUCGAUGGCAUUAUUCGUUGUUUGUCGAUUCUGGCUCUUGAAGUUGCAGUUGACUAUGCUUUCUUCCGGAAGCUCGUUCUCGUGCCUUGGAACAUUGUCGCAUAUAACAUCCUGGGGGAGAAGAUCGUCUUUCGAUCGCACACAACCUCCUUGCAAACCUCAUUGCGGUCCAUGACCCUGGUCGCUCCCUUCUACAUGUGGUUCGGGAUUUUCUCGGUCCAACCACACAAGGAGGAGCGAUUUAUGUACCCAGCAUACCCGUUCCUAGCACUUAGCGCGGCUUUGAGCUUCCAUAUUAUCCUGACCUACCUUGGUUCUACUGAUCGGAAGGAAGUGAUCGGCCGUGUACCAACUAAAUUAAAGAUUGCUGCAGCCAUGUCAGUCGUUCUAGUCGCUCUGAACGCCGGCAUGCUGCGCACUCUAGGUAUGGUUACCGCUUAUAACGCUCCAUUGAAGGUGUUGGAGCCCCUACAGCAUGUGGAUAUCGCGCAUGCAGAAGACUCGGUGUGUUUCGGCAAGGAGUGGUAUCGCUUCCCAUCGUCAUAUUUUCUUCCCAACAACAUGCGCGCCAAGUUCAUCCGAAGUGAAUUCCGAGGACUACUUCCGGGUGAGUUCCCAGAUUCACCGAGUUCUCUUGGGCGUCUGGAUGGUGCCUCACAGAUUCCAUCUGGUAUGAAUGAUCUCAACAUUGAGGACCCUAGCAAAUACGUUGAUAUCUCUCAAUGUUCUUUCCUGGUCGACUCUUACUUCCCUGGUCAUGAGGCCACCGAGCUAGAGCCCCAUUACCUCCUGGAUAAGGCACAGUGGGAGACGCUUUCCUGCGCAAGCUUCCUUGAUGCGUCUCAAACAGGCCUGCUAGGUCGAUUGAUCUGGAUUCCUGAUCUCCCAGUCAUCCCAGCUCGCUUCCGACGCAAAUGGGGUGAAUAUUGUCUUCUCCAAAGAACAGUCGCAUGCCAUGUAUAG